CCUGACACGCACACACGGACACAGCAAUCACUGCAACUCCGUAUAUGAAACAUUUCUGUUGUUUUCUUUAAUGUCGUUUUAUUCGUUCAUGAUCUGCGGAACACCAUUUAAAGUUCCCACCGUACUUUCCUAAAAGUUUUGACCGGACUAAAAUCCAAUUUGGACGGAUAAACCAACAAAGAGCGUUUGGGGAGGACAGUGCGCUGGCGCGCCAGCUGGCAGCGAGGAGAAACCGCAGAAGAUGGCCGUGCGCGCUGCCUCCGCGCUUCUCCUGCUCGCCUCGUUGGGAAUAUUGGGAAUAAACGGACAGUACGGGGACCGUGGCAUGUCGGUACCGGAGCACGGCUUCUGUCAGCCCAUUUCCAUCCCGCUCUGCACGGAUAUCGCGUACAACGAGACCAUCAUGCCCAACCUGCUCGGGCACACGAACCAGGAGGACGCGGGGCUGGAGGUGCACCAGUUUUACCCGCUCGUCAAAGUCCAGUGCUCCCCGGACCUCAAGUUCUUCCUUUGCUCCAUGUACGCGCCGGUGUGCACGGUUCUGGAGCAGGCGCUGCCGCCGUGUCGCUCGCUGUGCGAACGGGCGCGUCAGGGCUGCGAGGCGCUCAUGAAUAAAUUCGGGUUCCAGUGGCCCGACAGUCUCGCUUGCGAGUCGUUCCCGGUGCACGGCGGAGAGCUUUGCGUGGGUCAGAACACAUCCGAGAGGAGCGCGCCCAUCAACCCGACUCCCGACGUGACCCUAACGACACCCGACCACGCCAAAAGGUGGCAUUUUAAGUGCCCGACGUCGCUAAAAGUGCCCCCCUACCUCAACUACCGCUUUCUGGACGAGGAGAACUGCGGCGCGCCGUGCGAACCCAAGAAACUCCAUGGGAUGAUGUACUUCGACGAGGACGAGCAGAAGUUUGCGCGGAUUUGGAUCGGGAUUUGGUCUGUUUUGUGUUGCGCAUCCACUCUGUUCACGGUUCUGACCUAUUUGGUGGACAUGAAGCGCUUCAGUUACCCGGAGAGACCCAUUAUAUUCCUGUCCGGGUGUUACACCAUGGUGUCCAUCGCGUACAUCGCAGGAUUUCUCCUGGAAGACAAAGUGGUCUGUAACGAGAAGUUCGACAACGAGUUUAGGACUGUAGUGCAGGGCACUAAAAAGGAGGGUUGCACCAUUCUGUUCAUGAUGCUGUACUUUUUCAGCAUGGCCAGCUCCAUUUGGUGGGUCAUCUUGGCGCUUACGUGGUUCCUCGCCGCUGGCAUGAAAUGGGGCCACGAAGCCAUCGAAGCCAACUCGCAGUAUUUCCACCUGGCGGCGUGGGCAGUGCCAGCCAUCAAGACCAUCACCAUCCUGGCCGUGGGUCAAGUGGAUGGAGAUGUUCUGAGCGGGGUGUGCUUCGUGGGCAUCAACAGCGUGGACGCGCUCCGAGGCUUCGUCCUGGCACCGUUGUUCGUGUACCUGUUCAUUGGCACCUCGUUCCUCCUGGCGGGGUUCGUGUCGCUGUUCCGCAUCAGAACCAUCAUGAAACACGAUGGCACCAAAACCGAGAAGCUGGAAAAGCUGAUGGUGCGCAUUGGCAUCUUUAGUGUCCUGUACACGGUGCCAGCCACCAUCGUGAUCGCAUGUUAUUUCUACGAACAGGCCUUCCGGGACCAUUGGGAACAGACGUGGACUAGUCAGUCUUGCAAGACGUACGCCGUGCCCUGUCCCGCACACAACCCGCAGAUGAGCCCGGACUUCACGGUGUUCAUGAUCAAGUAUCUGAUGACCCUAAUCGUGGGCAUCACGUCUGGAUUCUGGAUAUGGUCCGGGAAAACGCUUAAUUCCUGGAGGAGGUUCUACACCAGACUGGCGAACAGUAAACAGGGCGAGACAACUGUGUGAAUAAUAAACUUUUUUUUAUUCACUUUUUCUGAUGGAAAAACUCUUUUGGUAUAUUAUGUUCAUGUUGUAAAUAAACAUUGUGAUUUUUUUGUAAGUAUAUAUUUGUAUUUAAAUCUCACUUGGAUCUUAAUCACUUCUCUUUUCUUGGGUGGGGGGGGGGGGGGUCCGACUAUAUAGUUUUGGAGAUUAUUUAUGCCUUUCAAACGGGAUAUGGAGAUUUUUCUUGGAAUAUUCUUGGUGGUGAUCUGAUGGGAUACUUUUUAAGGACACCUGUGUGUGGUUUGUAUGUAAAACUGUAUCUUUUAAUCACCGUCAGUUUUUCCAUGGGCAAAUAUUACAUUAUUUUUUUUUCCAUGCAAAUAAUGCGUGAAUUGUGCGCACAGCACUUACAGUCCCAUGCAUUUGUAGAACUAUGUUGAUUUCCACUAAAAAUCAUUUCGUCUCCUCCCUCCUUUAAAAAGAAAAAGAAGCGAAAAUCUGUGUUCCAGUGAGACACUUACAAUGGGAGUCAAUGGGGUCAAUUUUUGGAGUUUAUUAAAGGCAGAAAUGUGAAGUUUAUAAUUUGAUAAAAGCACUUCCAUGAAUUCUUCUGUUAAAACUCUGUAUUAUUUGAGCUUGUGUAUUAUGAUCAUAAACAUACAGUUUUAUCCAUUACCCAAAUUUCGCGUUGCAUGUACUAUAAACACCUUCACCGGUGUAGGCCUAGUGCCGAAUAUUGACUCCCUAAUAAGAUCCAAUCAGGAAGAGGGGAAUCUGGCGGGAGUCAGAUUUCGGCACUUAUCCAAUGUGCUUUAUGCGUCUUUACUUUUUGACUUUAAAAACGGAAUACCAUGAUGAUCUCAUGAAACGCAGUUUUCUUGCACUGUCUGUUGGUAAUAAUAAUAAAAAUAAAUGUCAUUACACACAAUACUGUGUACAUAAACAUGCUCAAUAAGUGUGGUGUGAAAAUUGGGAUGGAACUUCAUCAGAACAGCAUCGUCAUUGACUUAUAGUGCAUAUGAGUGGUGAUAGACCGAUUAUCAGUAUCAACAACCGAUUAAUAAUAGCGUCCCUUGUGCCAAACUCUACAAAUAGCCUUGUCAAAGGAUAAAACACAAUGCUCAAAUAUUUUCUGAAAUACUCUAAUAAAUUAAUUCUCUGCUGACUUAUUUUUUUAUAAGUUAUAAGAGUGUAUAGCGUUACGUUGUCAUGACAAUGAAGUUGUUAAAUUGGAUAAAUAACUUUACUGAAAAGAUUCGUGAUUUAAUCACACUGAAAUCAAAUUAACACACGUAUUGUUUAUGUCUUGUGUCUAUACUUUUGAAACAGUGAGUAUUUUAACGUUUACGGAUUGACUCCAUUGACUUCCAUUGUAAGUGUCUCACUGGAACACACAUUUGUGCUUUUUAUUUUAAGAAAAGGAGGGGCGAAUUGAAAUAACGUUUUUGUGGUUAAAUGCUGUCGAUUGAACCCUGAAUAUUCCUUUAAGCUUUAAAUUAAAGCUUUAUGGCAAAGAUUUGUCUGGGUGCUGAUGAAAUAUUGAACUGGAAAAUUGUAUGGCGGGUGAGACUUUAAUAUGGAAGAAGGAGCUAGAACAAUGCCAUAAGUGCCCGUGGUUGGCAUUGCCAGUGUGUACGGCUGAGUAAACUUAAGUGCCUUUUUCAUUUUGGAAGAUAACUUAAAUGGACCAGCAUUACGGUUGGACCUGCUCUUGCUUCUAACUAAACGAAAUGUAAUUUAUAAAGAUUCUGAGUUAAUUUCCUUCAGUGUGUGAUGAACUUUGUUGAUGUUUCUCCUUCGUUUGAAACAUGAAUCUUUUGCACAAGAAGUACCUCUAACAUACAGCUCAAACAGAAUGGACUGUGUUUGCAAUGCACUUCUCAAAAAAUGUCAUGUAGAUCUGUUGGUAAUAACUAGUGAUAUACCGAUAAAUCAGCCAGGCCGAUGAAUCGGCUAAUAUUUGGCCAUUGUGUGAUUAUCGACAUCGGCCGAUAACCAUGUUCGCUUGGGCGAUUUACAGAAGUGUUAACUUUCCCUUGUGUCAGUUCCAGAAAUCUAUCAAUAGAUUUGUCAGUGGACAGUCAACACUUUCUGUUUUCAAGGUAUUUUCUUUUCAACUUUAUGCAAAUUUGAGUAAAUAAAAAAUUAUUUGGGUAACACUUUCUAUGAAGCCCAUAUUUAUAGUGCAUUGUAAAGGCGUUAUAAAUGCAUUAUACUGCAUUUAUAACGUCUCACUAUACACCUUCAUAAUAAGUUAUAACUUUACAUAAAUAUUUAUAACUACAGUUAUAAUACAUUAUAAGACUUCCCCUAUUCAUAGUUAUACUUUAGAGUAUAAUGCAUUAUUAUAACACAAGCAACAUCCAAUGUUAACGCAGCAGAAGGUAAUAAAGUUAAUGUUAUAAGUGCUGUAUAGUGUAAACAGUCAAAAGGUUUUAUGACGUGAUCAUAUUAUAAGUGUUCUUUGCCUGCUUUAAGUAAAGUUACACAAGCAAUAUCUUAUAAACAGCCAAAACAUAAACUUGUAACAUACAGUUUAAUACAUUACAAGUCAAACUUCUAUAAUGAAAGUUAUUUAUAAAAUAAGUCAAAUAUAGAAUCGGUUUGAUUUAUUAUUAUUAUUUGUUUUUAAUUGUUGUGCGUGUUUAUACUCAAGAAGUUUGGCUACAUGUGUGAUCAACAUACAUAUUUUGAUCUAUUUGAACCUUUUAGCUACACAAGUGUUUUCCAUAAUAUCUCAAAUGUACAUUGCAUGUGUGUUAUUUUGUAUUUUGUGCAUGUGUAAUGUACAGUAUAUACCUUUCAGCAUGUCUUAUAACCACUUAAAAUAUCUUAUAAAUAUCUCAUUGCUUUUGUCACUUUACUUUAAGCAUACCUGUUAUGUAUAUUACAAAUAUUUAUAAUUCAUUAUAACUUCUGCAGAUAAAAUUAAAUGUUGCUUGUGUUAUAAUGCAUUAUACUCUAAGGUAUAACUAUGAAUAGAUAAGUAUUAUAGUGUAGUAUAAUUGUGGUUACAAAAGCUAUAACGUAUUAUAAAGUGGAUUAUGAGACAUUACUAAUGCAUUAUAAGUAUGGGCUUCAUAGAAAGUGUUAGCAUUAUUUGUUUCACUUUAGAAAUGUUGUGUACAUCUGAUUCGCUGUUGUUAAAUUGUAUUAUGUUUUUUGGCAUUUAUAUGAGCCAUCGGCCAUCCUGCUCUCUAGAUAUCAGUAACGGCCAUUGAAAGACCCAUAUGGGUCGACCACUAAUAAUAACAAUCAGUGAGCGCGUGUUCAUUCCCGGUCUUACACCGAUUAUGCUUAAUAAGCUGACAACAUGCAAGGUCAUAUAAACGCUUUAAACGGGUUUCCUUUUUCGGGGUGUGGUCUAGAACGUGUUUGCAUGCACAUUUACCGGCGUUCUUACCGGCUUAUCCAAUGUGCAUACACGUUUUUAAGUUUUGACAUCAUAAAUAAUAACCUGAUGAUUUAAAAUCUCAUGAGACACGGUUCUCUUGCGCACUCGGAUUUUUUGAAUCAGCUGACUUUUGAUAAUUAUCAGGUAUUGGUAAUAAUUGAAAAUACUUGGGAAUAAACACAUUGUAAACAUGCUCGAUAAUGUGGUGUGAAAAUUGGCAUCAGAACAGCAUCGUCAUUGACUUAUAGUGCAUAUGAGUGGUGAUAGACCGAUUAUCAGUAUCAACAACUGAUUAAUAGAAGCGUUCCUUGUGCCAAACUCUACAAAUAGCUUUGUCAAAGCACUCUUAUCAGUACCGGUCAAACAGUACAUAGUUUGUAAUGAAUCAGGGUCUUGUUCAAUGUAACAUUUGCUUCCUUUCAUAGAAAACCCCUUUACAGAACAUCAGAAAAGUCUUGAUUGUUUAUGGCAAAAAUAUCUCAUGCAAAUGAAUGUUUUUGCUUUCCCAAAGCAAUUUAUGUAAGCAGCAGCAUACACAUUGUGAUUUGACAAAGCACCGUCAGGGUAGAUUUAAAAUCCUAUGUUCUUAUGAAUGCUUUAUGCAUGAAUCUGAAAAGUAUUUAAUCACAGCAUUCAAGCCUAUAUUACAAAUUGUCUACACCGGUGACAUCUGUUAUUUUUGUUUCUCACACUUCUGGCUGUAAUACUAACAAAGAGCCCUUUAUAUUUAUAGACAAUAGUUUAUAUAUUCACAUCUUUGAAGAAUAAAGUUCACAUUUGUACAAAACAUUGCUCUGUUUUGGCAAGUGAAUUUGCCUUCAAGAGAGAUUGUAUGUCUAAUGGUUCAAUUUGAAUGGGAGUUGGAUGUGUUUUAAUUUUUUUCUCUGAACUGUCUUUGUUAUAUAGGUCUGUUUCUAUUCAGGUUAAUUACAUUUGUCAUACAAAACGUCUCAGUCGGUAACAAAAAAUGUUUAUGUUCAAAAUGUGUUUUCAGUAACACUCUGAAAUCAGGUUCUAUAUAUUUGUUAAUGCAUUAGAAAUGAUACUGUUUGAACUAAAAUGCACAAUGCUUUUACAGCAUUUAUUCAUCUUGGAUUAUGUUAAUUUUAAUGCCAUUAUUCAUUGUUAGUUCUGCUGUUAAUGUUACAAUGUGUUAGUGCAUGCAAAAAUGAAAAGUGCUGUGAAAGUAUCGUUCAUUGUUAGUUCAUGU
Molecule: messenger RNA, 6453 nt
Organism: Myxocyprinus asiaticus (Chinese sucker)
Lineage: Eukaryota; Metazoa; Chordata; Actinopteri; Cypriniformes; Catostomidae
Product: frizzled-1-like
Exons: 1
Coding region: 242-1870 (542 amino acids)
Biological process (GO): non-canonical Wnt signaling pathway; canonical Wnt signaling pathway
Cellular component (GO): plasma membrane
Molecular function (GO): Wnt-protein binding; Wnt receptor activity
Source: RefSeq, a predicted model, not a curated record